Messenger RNA from Adineta steineri, 678 nucleotides. Lineage: Eukaryota; Metazoa; Rotifera; Eurotatoria; Adinetida; Adinetidae. The record is from the annotation of a GenBank genome assembly.
AUGGAGACUAAAUCACAAAAUUCCUUAUUGAACCGCAUACAAGUCACUUCUGGAGUAAAUGUGGAGGAUUUGGAAUGCAUUAUUUGCACUAAUCUUCUUUGGAAACCUAUCGCUUGUAAUAAUUGUGAUGGCUUAUAUUGUUCAGAGUGUAUCAAGAGUUGGCUUGUCCAAAGUCCAGGAAAUUGUCCACAGUGUCAAAAUUAUGCUGAACGAAGAUGUUCUCCAUUUGUAAUAAAACAACUGGCCAAACUGCAAUUUGCAUGUAUAAACCAACCAAAUGGAUGUCCAGAGAUAAUUGGAUAUGAAGCACUUGAUAAACAUGAAAUAGAAUGUGGUUACAAACUUCAACAGUGCUCUGGUUGUCAUUCGCCAUUAUUGAAAAAAGAGUUAGCAAAACAUCAGAAUAAUUGUGGAUCGAUUAGAUUGACCUGUUCGGAAUGUAAUGUUUCGUACUUCAGACGUGACGCUUCGUCACAUACUGAAAAUACAUGUUUACGUGAGCAACUUCGACAAUUUCGACAAGAUUCUGCUACCUAUAAACAGCAGCAAGAAGAAAUGAUAAACAGAUUGACAACACAAUUGGAACAGCAGAAAGUUGACAUUCAAACACAUGAAAAGAGAAUCGAAGAGCUCUCUCAAGAACUAAAACAACUUCCUAAAAAGUACACGCGUAAGUAA